AUGCACUCGCGUCGACCCGAAACCUUGAAGAUUGACAUCUCCAAGUAUAGGGGAGUCGAAGAGGACUCCCUCUUGAGAUGGUUCGUCGAAUUGGAUGACGCCAUAAGGGCGCGUCGCAUCGACGACGGGGAAUUGCAAGUUGCAUUUGCCCACUCAAAUCUGGCAGGACGUGCCAAGACUUGGGCACUGGGGCUCAAGUUGCACGACCCAUAUGCGUUUGGUUCGUUGGAAGUCUUCAAGUCGCGGCUCAGACAAAGGUUUGAACCGCCUAGAGCUGAGUUCAGAGCUCGAACUGAACUCUUGAAGCUCAAGCAGGGUAAGCGUGAUGUGCACGCUUACGCCCAACAUAUACGACAUCUUACGAGUUGUAUAAGUUCCAACCCGGUGGAUGAACACACGUUGGUUUCGGUGUUCAUGCAGGGUCUUGCGGAUGGUCCCGUCAAGACUCACCUGUUCCGGCUUGAACUAGAUUCACUAGAACAAGCCAUUUCCAUUGCGGAGCAGUAA
This is a messenger RNA of Peronospora matthiolae, 507 nucleotides long. Lineage: Eukaryota; Oomycota; Peronosporomycetes; Peronosporales; Peronosporaceae. The record is from the annotation of a GenBank genome assembly.